AUGGAUUGUUAUAUUGAAGCGCAGUGUUUGCACGCUUACAGGCGUUUGGUUGAUAAUUAUAAUAAGUUGUUUGAUAGAAAUUCGUGUUUAAAAUUAGAAAUCCAACAUUCUCAACUAAACGUAAGAAGAAAUAAAAAGUUAUUUGAAUUGAGAAAAAGGAGUAUUCAUAAUAUUCUCCAAUGUCGAAAUGAACGUGAAAAAUAUCAUUUAAAGAAAAUAGAACGGUUAAAAUGUAAAUUGUGUACAAAAGACCGUCAUAUAAACACACUGAACCAUGAACAAGACUUGGGCAAGGAGAAAAUAGAAGCAUAUAAGAAAGAAUUAAAGUUGAUUACUGAGAAAUACCAAAAUCUAUUCUGUAAAAAUGAAAGUAUUUGUAAAUGCUGUUCAAAUGAUGAAUGCGAAUCAGAACAACUAUCGGUGGAUUCAAAAUGUGUAUGUGAAGAUAAAUCACUGGUAGAUUCAAAAUGUUCAUGUGAAGAUAAAUCAAAGGAAGGUUCAAAAUGUUCAUGUGAAGAUAAAUCAAAGGGAGGUUCAAUAAAUUCAUGUGAAGAUAAAUCAAUGAUUGAUUCAAAAUGUUCAAGUGAAGAUAAAUCGAAUGUGGAUUCAAAAUGUUUAUGUGAAAAUAAAUCAAAGGGUGGUUCAAAAUGUCAAUGUGAAGAUAAAUCAAAAGGAGGUUCAAAAUGUUCUUGUGAAGAGAAAUCGAAGGGAGGUUCAAUAUGUUCAUGUGAAGAGAAAUCGAAUGUGGAUUCAAAAUGUUCAAGUGAAAACAAACUGCUGAUAGAUUCAAAAAGCUCAUAUAAAAGAAAUUCACUGGUAGAUUCAAACUGUCCGUGUGCAGAUAAAUUACUGUUAGAGAACUCGGUAGAACAUUUCUGUGAAGGUCAAAUCUAUGGAAACGUACAAGAGUUAUUGCUUGCGGUUGAUGAAUAUUGCAAUUCAAAAACGUUAUGUAUUUCAAUUUUAACAUUAUUAAAACAAUCAAAAUCGAAUAUUUGCAAUUUAAUUGAAGAAAAUGACAUCAGUAGAAAUGAACUGACACAAUGUCAAAGUGAUCUUGCAUGUUAUGUGAACAAAUUAAACCAAGAAAUAGAAAGGUCAAAAAAAAAAGAUUAUGAGAUAUGCUCAAUGCACUCAGAUAAUACAAUACUGGCAGAGGGGUUGACAAAAAUUUCAAAAGAAAAAGAAAAUUUGGAGAACCGAUUACAACAAGUAACAGAAGAAUUGUGUUCCAAGACAAAGGAUCAUGUAGAAUUAGUAAACAAAUGCGAUGAGCAGAAAGAUGAAUUAAAAAGCAACGAAUCUUGUUCAAAUAUACAAAUUUGUAAUGAUGAAUGCAUAUCAAUAGAAGUCUGUGAAAAAAAAAAGACACUUAAAAACAAUAUAAGAAUUAUAGAUGGAUUGGAAUAUAGUUUGUGUGAUAUGAAAGACCAGUUAAUAGAAACAGAAAAAUUGAAAAUCAUUUUUCAAGAAAAAUGUAAACAUCUGAGUAUACAAAAUGAGGAACUAAAUAACAAAUUUGAAAUAGAAAAUAACAAUAGCAUUAAAAAUUGUCAUAAAAUCGAAGAUCUCUGUAAACGAAUUAUUCAAUUUGAAGCUGUUACUAAAGGUCUUGAGAUGCAAAACAAAACACAUAUAGUGGAAAUUGAUGAACUAAAAGAAGCAAAAUGUGUCGCAGAAAAAAAAUUUAAUGAAAUAAUUGAAGAUCUCUAUUGCACCAUUCAAGAAUUAAGAAACGAACUAGCUACUGCUAAGUUAGAUACCGAAAAUACUGAAAAAUGCUUUAAAAAUAUAAAUGAGAAAGACAAAAAAUGUUUUGAACAUAAAAUUUGUUUACUGAAAACUGAUAUUGAGAACUUAGAAACUGAACUUAAUUUUUAUAAAUGCGAAUAUGAUUCAUUAAUGACAAAACAUCUGUUAAAUGAAAAAGAACUCUCAAAAUUCAAUGAUAUGGUUCAACGGUUACAAACUCGAGAAUUUGAAUUGAAUAAAGAAAACGAAGAAAAUAAAGAACAUGUGUCAACGCUAUGUAUAAAUGUGGAUGUAAUACAACAACAACUUGAAGAAACAAUACAAAAAAACAAUGAAUUGACAUAUCACAAUGAUAAUUUAAGAGCUGAAAAUGACGUACAGUGUCAAGAUAUCGAUGAAUUGAAUAAAACUCUCAUAUGUCUAAGAAAAAACGAAUCGUGUGUGCGAAAAGAUUUGAUUGUGCAUAAAGAAAAACUAACGAAAGCGGACGAAGAAAUUGCCAAUUUGAAUUCAGAAAUGAGCUACGUUAAAUGCGAUCUUCAUAAAACUUGUGCCAAACUGACUUGUACGGAACAAAAACUACAAAAUACAGAGUGUAAACUGAACGAAGAGAUAUGCCUAAAAGAAGAAAUCACCGAAAAAUAUUGUAAUAUGGUCAAUUGCCUGACUACGAAUUGUGACAUGAAGCAAUCGAUAAAGCCAACUUGUAUAUCUGCCGGAUGUCAAUAUGACAUAGCAGAUGAUAAACAGAUAGGAGACUACUGCUGUUUUCCUGGUGAAAACAACAUGUCGUGUAAUAUUACAAAUUAUGACGUAGGAGGACUAAAUUAUGAAAAUACUUAUUCAAUUAAAAUGACAAAGGAAUCUACUCAUAUUGGUAUACAGACAAAUUUGUGUUGUCCUGAAACUGGUCCACUUAUAGACCAUUGUGGAACGGUAUCAGUAAUUAUUGACGAGCCCUGUCCAAACGAUAACGUCAUGUGCUACCCUGAACCGUGUGACACCAAUAAAUGUGACUUUGGCCAAUGUGAAUCAAAUGACAGGUGCAUGUGUCAAUGUGAGACACCACCACUCGAGACAACAUCUCAAUUAGAUUGUCAUUCAGCCGACUGUUCACGUUCUGAAAAAUCAGAACUCACGACAUCGUGCAAUUGUAUAGCUGUUUUCUUGGAAAAAGAAAAUUUAAAAUGUCAACUUGCCGAGUCGACACAACUAUUAGAACAAUAUGGAAAGGACGCAGAGAAAAAAUUAUGUGAAAUUCAAGAAGAACACUGCAAAAAGGAGUUUGAUAUGAAUGAAUGUUUCAAUAGGAAAACAUCACAAUACAAAAAAGAUAUGGAUGAACUUACCGCACAAUUGGAAGAAUGCAAAGCAACGAUUUUGUGUAUGGAAAAGGAAUUAAAAUGCUGUUUGGAAAGAGAAAAGCGACUAAAAAAAGAUAUGGAAAAACUAAAAGAAACUAUAAAAUGCAAAAAUUCAAAAAUCAGUGAUGAAGAAAAUAAAAUGAAAACGAUGUGUGAAUGUUUGGAGGAAUGCAAAAAACAAUUCGUAACCCUGAAACGCUCAUUGGAGUUGGAAAAAUCCACUAAAGAAGAAUUGGAUAAAGAAUUGGAACAAAUAGUAAUUAAACCACAAAAGAAGAUCAUUAAGAAGUUAAAGACACCCGAGAAAGUUUUGCGGAAAAACAAGGUACCAAAGAAUAUAAAAAAAAAUGCGUAUGAUCCUUCCGGAGAUAAGAGAUUGAGGUCUGGAGCCGACCAUGACACGGGACACAACUUCCGUGGCAGCGAACAAGAAAUGUAUGGUCGUCAUCGUGGGCGUCGUUUCAACGGCUAUACCCGGGACGGCAGGAACUACUUUCCGGCUCAAGUUCGUUCUGACCCGCGAGGACUUGGUUACGGUGAUCCGGCGGCACACACGCUGCCACCUCAGUUCAUCGAAUCGUUGAGGCAACAAGUGCGAAAAAAUGUCGGCUGCGACAACAGAAAUUGUCACGUGAUGGGAUGCUGCAGCAAACUCUAUUUCCGGCAUUAG
This is a messenger RNA of Macrosiphum euphorbiae (potato aphid), 3786 nucleotides long. NCBI's taxonomy places the organism in Eukaryota, Metazoa, Arthropoda, Insecta, Hemiptera, Aphididae. The record is from the annotation of a GenBank genome assembly.